AUGGUCAAGCGAUAUAGUCUCUUAUGGACCAGUGUUAUUGCUACGGAAACAAACAGUCGAAUUAUCCGUUCGACCAGUUCCACCAUAUUUGAAGUUCUCGAGGAGGCUGGACCAGGUACAGUGAUCAUUGACAAUCUGCAACAUCGGCUUCGAUUGCUCCCAGAAUACUCGAAUGGACAACCACAACCGCCAGGUCAACAGCAACCGUAUGCAGCCAUCGGUAACCCAUCCAGUCCAGGGAUAGAGGGUUUGGAAAUAAGACCAAAUCGUUUUGACGGAACCCUGCAAUUAGUGGUCCGUGACAAGCACCGAGGACCCGAUAGAGAACGUUUGUGCAAUACUCAGUACGCGCGUAAAACCGAUCCAAUGGCUCCCUGUGAUAUCACUCUGGUCAUUCUGUACGGCAACCGACAAAAUCCUUCUUACGCACGCAUCACGCUCCGUGUAUUGGAUACAAAUGACAAUACACCAACCUUUCCGGACGGUCCGACAUUUGAACUGCGAAUUCCCGAGGAUGUAGGUGAUUCUGAAUUAGAUGCGUCCACAAUAAAUGUACAAACUAAUAUUUUACGUAACUUUUACGGUUCGGCUGGAAGAACGGAGCGUACACUGACUGUAUUCCCAUUACCAACAGCUUUUGAUAACGAUUUGCCGGUGAAUGGAAUCAAACUUUACCGGCUAUCCACAACCAACGGUCAGGAAGUUGACACCUCAUUGUUCACAUUGGUUAACAACAGUUCUGAUGGAGUAACCGCAACAGGUUCAAGCACUUCGUACGGAUCGUCCAUAUUCCACACGGUUGUUCAUAGCCCAGCUCUAAAAGUGAUCGGUCGAUUGGAUCGAGAGAAAACCAACGAUUAUCGCUUUCAUCUGUUAGCUGUCGAUGGAGGUGUACCACAACGUACGGGGACACUGAGCAUUCAUUUAGUCAUCACGGAUCUGAAUGAUAAUGCUCCGCGAUUUCGUAAACCGAUUUAUCAUCAACCUUCAUUUGACCAGGCGGCCGAAUUGAACGAUCGAUCAAUAGUGUACGAAAUUCUUCGCAUUCCAGAAACUUUACCUCCGGGAUCUAAUUUGGUCACCCUAAUCGCCGAGGAUCCGGAUCAGGGCCCAAACGCGCAAAUCACCUAUCGAUUGAAAGAUCACCUGACAACCGGGGAUAAAACUCCGGCGGGUGGACUGAAUCCGUUUGGAUUAGUUCAGUCGAAUGGAUCGGUCACAUUGACAGUGUUGCAUCAGCUGGACGCAGAUGGACCGGGUGGGCGAACAUUGAUAGAGCAUAAUAGACCGAUCUAUGGUCAGUUGAACAAGGUGAUCGUGGAGGCAGUAGAUCACGGUUCACCACCUUUGACUGGUACCAUAACUUUAGCCAUUCUGGUGGAGAAUGUCAAUGACAAUCGUCCAGAUAUUUCAAUUCAGUUCACAGAUCCAAUCAAACUCCCGACAACAUACGGACANCACAACCAACAACAACAACAAGACAAUGUGGUGGCAGUGGUGGUCGGUGGACUUUUGGAAAAUGCUCCCAAUCCGGUCACAAUUGCUCACCUCACCGUAACCGAUGGGGAUGUGGUCAGUCAGGAACUGGGCGGUCUUCACCAGGUAGACGGUGUUCGGUGUGAAACAAACGAUACCCGAUUUGUGCUGGAACAAAUGCAAAGUAUGUCUGCACAAGGGGCGACAGAUAGACAAACUGUGGCUUCUAGUCAUGCCAGUCUGUCACUGUACUUUUAUCGAAUGUCUGUGAUCAAACCGGUGGAUCGAGAACAGGCUGAAUGGCUUUAUAUUCAGGUCACGUGUGUGGACCAAGUACGUGCGGAACAUGCAGGUGGAACUUUCAGUUUUCUUCCAGUCAGUUCUUACACCUCUUCCGUACAACUGACGGGCACAGUAACCGUGACAUUGAAGAUUCUCGAUGCAAACGAUAAUAGUCCACGAUUUGAUAAAGACGUUUAUCAGUUCACUGCGUUUGAGACUCCCGACAAACCGUCCAGUUAUAUGUACGGUUCUGUGGGAUCGGAAGAACAGCGCACGCGUAUUGGAACAGUUCGAGCCACGGACGUGGAUAGUGGAAACAAUGGUCUGGUUGUCUAUCGUCUCCUAACCAAUCCCAACGAUGCUUUCUAUGUAGACGAACGCUCCGGUGAGGUAUGGCGUAUCGGUUCCUUAGAUCGAGAACGUGAAGCUCAAGUAGAUUUGCGUAUUGAAGCACGGGAUAAAGGAGAACCUCCAAUGAGUAGCUCGUGUCUCGUCAAGGUGACCAUAUUAGACAUAAACGAUCAUUCACCGUACUGGGUCACAUCCGGUGAGGAUCAUCCGGCUGCCGGUGCGGGAUAUGGUUUCGGGAAAUCCGAGGAUGGUGUGUUCUACUUCUCAGUUUAUGAGAAUCUUGAAGUCGGGAACACAAUUGGAUCAAUCAGGGCAAUCGAUUUGGACGGUACAAUUGAAAAUGACCUGGUCGCUUUGCCAGUACGAAAUAUGGAAAACCCGUUCAUAUCGGAAAAUGAAGAUACAACAUCAUCAGACACUUUUUUGAAAGAGGCUGAAUCAAAAGUAGUCUAUCAGAUUGAAAAUGUUGAGGAUGCUCGAUUGUUUUCAAUCAAUUGGCAUACCGGAGAAUUGCGCCUGAAUCAGAAACUGGAUCGAGAAACGCGCGCACAUUACGAACUGCGAGUGUUUGCGAUCGAUAAUCCACCGACCAAAUGGACCGGCGGAUCAAAUAAAUCACCCCCGAACGACUAUUGGGAACGAAUACGACGUCGUCGAUUCACCGCGACCGCAACAAUUAUCAUAACUGUGCUGGAUGUGAACGACAACGCACCGCAAUUCGAUGCACCUUUGGUCGGACAGGAAUUUCACUUAGAACCGGGCUCUGUGAUGUCCGCACCGGGGACCACAUUGUUUACGGCCAAAGCGCAUGAUGCAGAUGCCGGUGAGAAUGCUACGGUCCGAUACACACUCGAAGGAGGUGGUUACGAUUUGGUUGAGAUUGAUCCGACUACUGGAGUUUGUUAUCUUCGUGAGGCGAUUCAACCGCAAAAAUUGCUCGCAUUGCUGAGCAAUCAUGAAUUGCCGGUUAGUGAGAGAUUGCUCAAUCCCCGUGUGAACGGCGAUCAGGCAGAGGGGCAUCCGAGUGAACUAAGAUCACUUAGUUUAACUUUGACAAUUAUUGCGCACGAUAUGGGGAAACCGCAUCAGUUGAAUAGUUCCCGAACUGUCCGGCUGGUGUGGAACGGUGGAGAUCCGUCGAUGGGUGAUUUACACUCAGCCUACGCCAGAAACUCAAUUUUCGGGCAGGUGUAUAAUGCGGCUUUGUUAAACGGUGGAAAACUAUCCUACACCGAACGUCUUCUGAUCCCAUUGAUUGUCGGAGCAUUCCUGUUACUAUUCAUAAUCUGCCUCAUUCUAUUCGGUAUUUUUCGCUAUCGACGCCAUUCGAAAACACAACGUGGCCAGCCAUAUCAAUCGCGUGUUACGCGAUCGUUUGUAACACGUCCGGACACAACCAGCACACCGCAUUCGUCAUGGUUGUCUGGUCACGGCAUGUCAGUGGUUUCAAGUGUCUGCAUACGAAGAAAGAACUUUCACAACGGAGCAGUUGGUGUGCUCAGUGAUAUUAUUAGUGGUAAGAAUAGUAGUAGUAGUAGUAGUAGUAGUAGUAGUAGUGCAAGGUGGUGGCGGUGGUGGUGA
Molecule: messenger RNA, 3690 nt
Organism: Echinostoma caproni
Lineage: Eukaryota; Metazoa; Platyhelminthes; Trematoda; Plagiorchiida; Echinostomatidae
Source: the annotation of a GenBank genome assembly